Molecule: messenger RNA, 1798 nt
Organism: Daktulosphaira vitifoliae (grape phylloxera)
Lineage: Eukaryota; Metazoa; Arthropoda; Insecta; Hemiptera; Phylloxeridae
Exons: 5
Coding region: 78-1667 (529 amino acids)
Source: RefSeq, a predicted model, not a curated record
AUUUGUUAGUUUUGAUUCAAGCAAUACGAACAUAUCGGUGUAAUAUUUGUACUAAGUGUUGCUGAUUAAAUUUAAAAAUGAUUAGUAAUAAUUUUUAUUUGUCUGGUAUUUUCAAAAUUGGUUUUGUUGUACUUCUUUUAACAUAUAAUGCUCAUGCGGUAAUUGAUAAAAUAGAUAUAAAACCUCCUGAUUAUAACAGUACAUUUGACCAUUCAUUUUUACAUGUAAUAAGUACAUUUGAAAACGAUAUUACAACAUGGAUCCCCAUAAAUGUAAAAGAAGACAUAAACUAUUCAUUAAUAAGUCCACAUGAUAUUGAAUUAUUAUCAAAGGCCUGCAAAAACGAUUAUAUUUGUAGAAAAAAUAAAAUUGAUAGUUUAAACAACUUAAAAACAAUACUCGAAUCUUUGGAAUGUUUUCAUGUUUAUUUAAGUCUAAAAAUUUUAAAUAUUUUUAAUAACGAUAUUACGAAAAAAAAAGAAAAUCCAAAUCAUAAAUUCAAAUUAAGAUAUGAACAUGUAAGAGAUUACGCGGUAAGAAUGUUGUCAUUUUUUACUUAUGGCAAGUUUAAGGUUAACUCAUGGCAGUUUGACUUUUCAAUGAAUGUUAUUAAUAUGAUAAGACUUGAAAAUGAUAAGAAAAAAUCAUUUGAAGACAUAUUAGUGUAUAUUAAUAAUUCAUCGUUAUUAUCAACUAUGAAUGAGUUUUGCGAAAAUUGUAAAAGAUCUAAUAAAUUUUUUGCAUCAUUUAAUUCAGUUUUAUCUAACACAUACCAAGACAAACCUGAUCCAUUCAGAAUUCUUAAAAAAAUUAAAUCUUAUAUGAAAAAUAUAUUGUCGAAUUUAAAUAUUGAUUGUGUAAUUAAUUUGGACAAAAUAUCUCAUAAAUUGAUAAAAAAAGAAAAUAUGCAAGUAAUAAAAAUUGACCCUAAUUUUGAAAAAAAAAAACAUAAUUUUCUUAAAAGUCUCACAUUGAGUAAACACGAAAUUGAAACUUACGAGAGAAAUACUGCUUGUGUUACAAAUUGGCAAUUAAGGAAAAAAGACAUCGGAAAACGUCUUCAAGCUAGUUAUUUUCAACGUGCAUGUACAAUGCAGCCUACAACGUGUAGCAAGAAAAUAAUGGAAAAAAUGUUGCACACCAAUAAAAAAAAUGAAGUUAUUGAAACCGAUGAAACCAAAAAUGGCUUGUAUCGUUCUAAAUAUGGCAUAAAUAACGAAAAAGAAGCAAUAAAAGAAUUUAGAAAUGAAAUUAAUGUAGAAAUUCAAUCAUGUGGUGUAUUUAUUGAUGAAAAUUUAAACUAUUUAAGUGCAAGUCCAGAUGGUUUGGUUGGAAAGGAUGGUAUUGUUGAAGUGAAAUGUCCUUUUAAUGCUAGAGACAUGACUCCUGAAGAGGCUAUUAAGAGUAAUAAUAUAAGAUAUGUCUAUUUUGAUAAAAACGGAAAUCUAUUACUUAAACGCAAUUCUCAACAAUUUUAUCAAAUACAAGGAGAAUUGCACAUAACAAAAAGACAGUAUUGUUAUUUCAUAAUUUGGACUCAAAAAGGAAUGAUUUAUACAAAAAUAAUACGGGAUGACAAAUUUUGGAUCGAUCAUAUGGAAAAUCAACUAAAUGACUUUUACGAAAAUCGCAUGCUACCUGAACUAAUCAGUCUUUAUGAAGACUGACAAGCAAUUAUUUGAAAAUAAUGAAAUUCAGUUUCCCUAAUGAUUUUGUUAAAAUAUUUAAUAAUAAGUUAAUUUUUUUUUUAAUUUUUGUUUUAUUGAAUUUUUAGAAUCAGUUUUAUUUGAAAUAAAAG